AUGGGGGCUCAAGCCCACGGGCCAGGCGGGAGGGCCGGGCAGGCGGGCCUGAUGCCCAACAAGGCAGCGAUGGCAGAGGUGAAGCCUGGGCCGCAUCAGAGUCUCAGCUCCACCCCACUGUCCCGGGGAGCUGUCCCGGGGGAUGUGAGGGCUCAGUCUCCCUCAGUGGAGAGAGAUCGUAGGGACCCAAGAGGUGAGCGGGCCGGGGGCGUCCGCGGCUGGGCUGUGCCGGCCUCCAGGAGGCGGGGCCUGGCUGCACAGGACCCCACACCCCUUCCCGAGCCCCCGAUUCUGCGGCUCUGUCGGGAGAAUGGGCCCAGCGGCCUUGGGAAAGGGCUCCCCCUGCUGGUGACGGGUGACCCGCGCGAGGGGCUCUGGCGGUGGGCGGAGGGGGCGCUGCAGCCCCACCCCCACGCCCUGAUCCGGAUCCUGCGAGUCCCAGGGCCCGACCGGGACCUCGGAAGCCCGGUACCAGUAGCCCGGGAGUUUCAGGCUCCCCUGAGCAAGAGAAGGCCAAGCCCUGGAGAGAUGACCACGCGGGGCUCCCGGGAGCUAAUCCUAGUGUGGCUGCUGGUGCUAGCUGCUGCGGGCAGCACGGACCAUGCCUACCGGCCUGGACGAAGGGUGUGUGCAGUCAGGGCUCCGGGGGCUGCAGUGGUCUUCGAGUCCUUUGUGCAACGAGUUUACCAGCCCUUCCUGACCACCUGUGAUGGGCACCGAGCCUGCAGCACCUACCGCACCAUCUACAAAACCGCCUACCGCCGCAACCCUGGGCAGGCCCCGGCCAGACCACGCUACGCCUGUUGUCCUGGCUGGAAGACGACCAGCAGGCUCCCCAUGACCUGUGGGGCAGCAGUGUGCCAGCCACCUUGUCAGAACGGAGGAAGCUGCGUCCAGCCAGGCCGGUGCCACUGCCCUGCUGGGUGGCAAGGGAAUACCUGCCAGACAGAUGUGGACGAGUGUGGCUCUGGACGGGGGAGCUGUCCCCAGCACUGUGUUAACACUGUGGGCAGCUACCAGUGCCGUUGUCCUGAGGGGCACCAGUCAUCUGCCGACGGGACACUCUGCCUGCCCAUGGGAGGGCCCCCCACUGCGCCCCCCAGUCCUGGGCCAGGAGUGGACAGUCAGGUGGACCAGGAAGUGCUGAGCUUGCGGUCCAGGGUGGCUAUGCUGGAGCAGAAGCUGCAGUUGGUGCUGGCUCCCCUACACAGCCUGGCUUCCAGGGCCCUACAGCUUGGCCUCCCAGAUCCCGGCAGCCUCCUGGCCCAUUCGUUCCGGCAGCUUGAACGCAUCGAUUCCCUGAGUGAGCAAAUCUCUUUCUUGGAGGAGCAGCUGGGGGCCUGCUCCUGUAAGAAGGAACUGUGA
Molecule: messenger RNA, 1365 nt
Organism: Chrysochloris asiatica (Cape golden mole)
Lineage: Eukaryota; Metazoa; Chordata; Mammalia; Afrosoricida; Chrysochloridae
Gene: EGFL7
Product: EGF-like-domain, multiple 7
Exons: 11
Coding region: 1-1365 (454 amino acids)
Biological process (GO): anatomical structure development
Cellular component (GO): extracellular region; cell surface
Molecular function (GO): signaling receptor binding; calcium ion binding
Source: RefSeq, a predicted model, not a curated record